Molecule: messenger RNA, 1168 nt
Organism: Biomphalaria glabrata
Lineage: Eukaryota; Metazoa; Mollusca; Gastropoda; Planorbidae
Product: protein shisa-5-like
Exons: 4
Coding region: 80-634 (184 amino acids)
Source: RefSeq, a predicted model, not a curated record
UAAAACUGUGUUGUCACUCAGGAACACAAAUAGAAAAAAAAAUCCAACAGCUGGUUAGUUUCUACAUUAAGCAUAGAACAUGGCGGAGUUAUCUUAUAUAGUGUUGUUGUUAUAUUUUAUGAUAGAGGUUGUCUUGGCGGACUACUGCACCAAAACUGAAUGGUCCUUCCUUUAUUACGGGUACAGACAAAAAGAAUUUUAUUGCCCUUUUGGGUGCUGUGGCUCCUACAAUUAUGAGUACUGUUGUAUUGGACAUGCUGGAUAUAUCGUUGGUCUUGUGUUUGCCGGUAUUGCUGGACUGGCGUUCAUUAUCUCCCUCAUCUGUUGCUGUUUGAAGAAGUCUAACAGUAAGGGGCGUAUAGUGGAACCAACUGUGACCACCACAGUUCUUACACAGCAGCACUAUGAUCAGGCGUCAGGAUUUGUCGGUCCUACAGCACCUCCCACAUACUCAUCAGUAGCCUACAGCACAGCGUACACAGCGCCAAUGGGCUCCGGCUCCGUGCCACCACCGUAUUCAUAUAUCCAAACUCCACCCUACGGACACCAAACAGGCUACGACCAGCAGCAGUAUAGCAGCAAGCCACCGAAUCCCAACAUGGAGCCUAACACUUAUGCAUCGCCCUACAACUGAUUGGACACGUGACAAAAGGACAUUGUUGGAUAACGCUAGACUUGUAUUUCCAUUCCAUAAGUAAUGCUUUUUUUUUGUUAAGUAUGUAUGUGUUUUCUAAUCUGUGUUUGUGUGGGUGUGAGUGUAUGUUUGAAUCUGUUUGUGGGUGUGCUUGCGCAUUUGCGAAAUGAUUGCAUUGUAGCGAUGUUGGAAUUGUGAAAGAAAUUAGAAAAAAAAUAUUUUAAUAACCUGUAUAUAUUCCAUACAUAUGAAAUAAGAUGAUCAGGAAAGUAAAAUAGCACAGAGACUAUUAAAAACUGGCAUCAGUUCUCUCUUUCUUUAGACGUAAAACAUGUUUCUGAGCCCUUGUGAGUAGGAAUCAAGGUUUCUUGACAACGGCAACAGCUACAUUAAUGGUUAGCGUAUAACGUUUGUUUUAAAAAUUGAUUUGAGUUAGUUUCAAUUUUCCGAUGCUGUGAUAUUACUAUCCGGAGUCUUAUUAUAAUUUUUGUUAUUAUAUAUUGUGUAUUGGUACACUAAAAUAAAAAAAACAAA